Messenger RNA from Lampris incognitus (smalleye Pacific opah), 6885 nucleotides. It is a transcript of the gene zmiz1a, whose product is annotated as zinc finger, MIZ-type containing 1a. Lineage: Eukaryota; Metazoa; Chordata; Actinopteri; Lampriformes; Lampridae. The transcript has 22 exons. Gene Ontology annotation, biological process: regulation of transcription by RNA polymerase II; protein sumoylation. The coding region runs from base 117 to 3407 and encodes 1096 amino acids. Gene Ontology annotation, molecular function: SUMO ligase activity; zinc ion binding. The record is from RefSeq and is a predicted model, not a curated record.
AGACUGCCUCUGUGAUUGAUGACUAUUAAAAAACGGAUUUUGCCAGAAAGGAAGCACAGGAAUCUCCUCAUCCACUGAGUUAAGAACUUUAAUGGCGUCCCGAUAGAGGCAUCAGGAUGAACACAUUACCGUCGAUGGACCGGCACAUCCAGCAGACCAAUGACAGGCUGCAGUGCAUCAAACAGCACUUACAGAACCCAGCCAACUUCCAGACGGCAGCCACAGAGCUGUUGGACUGGUGUGGAGAUCCCCGGGCCUUCCAGAGACCUUUCGAGCAAAGCCUCAUGGGAUGUCUGACGGUGGUGAGUCGUGUAGCUGCUCAGCAGGGCUUCGACUUGGACCUGGGCUACAGGUUGCUGGCUGUGUGCGCCGCCAACAGGGACAAAUUUACACCCAAGUCUGCAGCCCUGCUGUCAUCGUGGUGUGAGGAGCUGGGUCGUCUCCUCCUGCUGCGUCAUCAGAAAAACAGGCAGAACGAACCGCAGGGCAAAGUCCCCAUGCAGCCUAUGAACAGCAUGAAGCCGGGCCUCACACACAGUGAUGGGUCUUUUCCCUACGACUCCGUCCCGUGGCAGCAAAACACCAACCAGCCCCCGGGGUCAUUGUCUGUGGUUACGACAGUGUGGGGUGUGACCAAUACUUCACAGAGUCAGGUUCUGGGUAACCCGAUGGCUAAUAGCAACAACCCUAUGAACCCCGGAGGUAACCCUAUGGGAUCAGGUAUGUCCGGUAGCGGGGCAGGGAUCAACUCACCCCAGUUCACUGGUCAGCAGCAGCAGUUCCCAGCCAAAGGAGGCUCCAAUCAGCCCUACAUGCAGCAAGGCAUGUAUGGCAGACCCGGCUACCCUGGAGGACCUGGCGGGUACAGUGGGAGUUAUUCUGGUGGUCCCAACGCCCCUCCAGGAGGUAUGGGUAUGACCCCUCACACCCGUCCACCAGGUGACUUUGCUCAACCAGCUGCCGCCGCCGCCGCAGCUGCUGUUGCUGCUGCUGCUGCCACGGCAACAGCCACGGCAACAGCCACUGUGGCAGCCCUGCAGGAGACCCAAAAUAAAGACAUGACUCAGUAUGGACAGAUGUGUUCAUCGUUCCAGAUGGGCCCAGCCCAGGCUUACAAUAGCCAGUUCAUGAACCAGCCAGGCCCACGAGGCCCCCCUGGAGGUAUGAACCCAGCCAGUAUGGGCUCAGCCAUAAACAACCCCAACAUGAGUGGGCCGCCAAUGGGCAUGAACCAAACUCGAGCUCCAGGCAUAGGGCCUUUUGGGGCACAUGGCCAAAGGAUGCCCCAGCAAGGCUACCCCGGAGGACCCAGGCAGGGCAUGCCCAUGCAGGCGAUGAAAAGGCCAUACCCUGGAGAGCCAAGUUAUGGUGGCCAGCAGUAUGGGCCUGGGCCUAAUGGUCAAUUCCCGCCACAGCAAGGACAGUACCCCACAUCUAAUGUCUCCAGACCACUGCCCUCCCCUAACUACCCUGGCCAGAGGAUGCCAGGACAGCAAGGGCAAGGGCAAUACCCACCGGGCAUGCCCAUGGGCCAGUACUACAAGCAAGAGACAUUCAAUGGCCAGAGUACCAACUUCUCCGGGGGUGGAUACUCCUACAGCCAGGGCAAUGGGCCCCAUCGUCCUGGUAACUACCCCCACUCUCCUGUUCCCGGUAACCCCACACCCCCCAUGACCCCAGGAAGCAGUAUUCCUCCAUACCUGUCUCCCAACCAGGAUUCCAAGCCCUCAUUUCCACCAGACAUGAAACCAAAUAUGACGGCUCUUCCUCCCCCUCCAACUAAUCCCAAUGAGGAGCUGCGGUUGACGUUCCCAGUCAGGGACGGGGUGGUGCUGGAACCGUUCCGCUUGGAGCACAACCUGGCUGUCAGCAACCACGUCUUCCACCUGCGACCUUCCGUCCACCAGACACUCAUGUGGCGGUCGGACCUUGAGCUGCAGUUCAAGUGCUACCACCAUGAGGACCGGCAAAUGAACACCAACUGGCCCGCCUCCGUACAGGUCAGUGUCAACGCCACACCGCUCACCAUCGAGAGAGGAGACAACAAGACCUCCCACAAACCCCUGCACCUGAAGCACGUCUGUCAGCCUGGGAGAAACACCAUCCAGAUUACUGUUACCGCCUGCUGCUGUUCCCACCUGUUUGUGCUGCAGCUGGUUCACAGACCGUCUGUGAGAUCUGUCCUCCAGGGACUCCUAAAGAAGAGGCUCCUACCUGCAGAACACUGCAUCACCAAGAUCAAGAGGAACUUCAACAGCGUUGCCGCCUCGACAGGCAACACCACUCUUAAUGGGGAGGACGGUGUGGAGCAGACGGCCAUUAAAGUCUCCCUAAAAUGUCCCAUCACUUUCAGACGCAUCCAACUUCCUGCACGAGGACACGACUGCAAACAUGUCCAGUGCUUUGAUCUGGAGUCCUACCUGCAACUGAACUGCGAGAGGGGGACGUGGAGAUGUCCUGUAUGCAAUAAAACAGCAUUAUUAGAGGGUCUGGAGGUGGACCAGUACAUGUGGGGAAUCCUAAACGCCAUCCAGAAUUCUGAGUUUGAGGAGGUCACAAUUGACCCUACGUGUAGCUGGCGACCUGUCCCUAUCAAGUCUGAGCUACACAUCAAAGAGGACCCAGAUGGACCGCUGGCCAAGCGCUUCAAGACCAUGAGCCCCAGCCAGAUGACCAUGCCCAAUGUAAUGGAGAUGAUUGCCCAGCUUGGCCCGGGACCAGGCCCCGGCCCUGGUCCCAGCCCCUACCCAUCACACCCUGCUCAGCAUGCUGGUGGCAAUGGGGGAGAGUACCCAGGACCAGGUAACAGUUACCAUGGCCAAGGAAACUUUGACUUCCAUGGUAACCCAUCAGGUGGUGGAGGUGCAGGUGGUGGAGGAGCAGGAGGUGGAGGCCCCCCUAUGAAUGACUUUAUGCAUGGCCCCCAGCUCUCCCACCCGCCAGAGAUGCCUGGCCUUCUGUCCCAGGACAAGCCCCUAAGCCACGGCAUGGCUGACUCAAUGUCCCACCCUGAUCAGUCCCAUAAUUCCAUGCAACAGAGCUUGCAUGCGUCGCCACACCCGAGUAACCAAUCAGGGCAGCCCUUACAUCACAGUGGCCAAUCAGGGCAGCCGUUGCAUCACAGUGGCCAAUCAUCGCAGCCGCCUCGCCAGCCGCAGCCUCAGCCUCAGCCACAGCCACAGCCACAGCCACAGCAACCUGGGCAGAACAGUCACCCUCACAGCGAUCUGAACUUUAACCCAUCCUCAGAUGGGCAGAUGGGUCAGGGAGCCCAGGAUAUGCCUGAACCCUCACUGGAUCUGCUUCCUGAGCUGGCCAACCCUGAUGAGUUAUUAUCCUACCUGGACCCCCCUGACCUUCCCACCAACAGCAAUGAUGACCUCCUGUCUCUCUUUGAGAACAACUAGCCCUUCACCUCUCCCAAAACCGUCCUUCGCACACAGAAAUAGUGAUGUGUUUGCUUGUCCAUAGACACUCCAUUGACCCUUGGACAGACAAGUUCAAGCAUCUCCCUGUGUGCAAGCACGCACGUGCACACACACACACACACACACACACACACACACACACAAUCAUGCACACAUGCAACUUGUCAAUUGACAAUGUGUGGUAUAAGGAAUGUGGCUCAAUGAGGCAAUGGCACCUGUUUGGGAGCUCAGUGGGAUUUACGAUGGAGAAGGCAGGAGAACCACUUGUAUCUUCAUUCCCCUCUUUCGGUGUAAAGAUUUCACUUUAUCCUUUUGCCUCUGAUUCUCAACACACCAUCCACAGCCAUGUUGGCCAGCAAAAGUGAUAUUAUAUAGUGAUAUUAUAUGAUAUCUGUGACUAUAUGAUCAAAAACUGUGCAGCUAUGAUCAGUUCAUGUGUACAGAACAUGGAGGACAGGAUGCGGGACCCUUUGUGGGCUUUAAAAAAAAGUGUUGUAGCUUUUUUUAAUUAUGAUUUUCCAUUUGUGAAAAAAAAAAGUGACACAAAUUGGAGGGGGAAAACGUUGUUGCGUGAGAUUGUUUUUAUCCUAUUUGAAAUAUGAAAUAUGCUCUUCCAAGACUGGCAUAGGCCAUGUCCUUUAACCCCUACUUCCGAAUGUAUGUGUGUGUGUGUGUGUGUGUGUGUGUGUGUGUGUGUGUGUGUGUGUGUGUGUGUGUGUGUGUGUGUGUGUGUGUGUGUGUGUGUGUGUGUGUGUGUGUGUGUGUGUGUGUGUGCGUGCGUGUGUGUGCGUGCGCGCGCGUUCGUGUGUGUGUGUGCCUUCAGGUGGACAUUAGCUUUCCUAUAGACCGUUAACUAACUGGAACACAACGCAGGACCUCACCAGAUCAGAGCACUGAAGGGUAACAAAAAGUGUGAACAGAGCGCACCAUCUAUGAUUCUGUGGUAUAAUAUAUGGGUGUGUUUGUCUGUGUGAGCUUGAAUUUGUGCACAUUUUUUUUUGUUUCUGUGCACAUGAAAUGAUAGUGGGAAGAAAAAGAUGAGAUUUGAAUGUGUGUGUGUGUGUGUAUGAGAGAGAGAGAGAGAGACAAAUGAGAGAGAGAAAUUCAUGCACCUCAAUGAACCGCCUGUCUUUGUGUACCUGUCCCUGGCUAUCAAUCCACCCAGCCUAGUUCUGGUGAUAUUUGUUGUAUUGUCAUGCCCUCCCUAAUCAAACUCAGUACCACUUUGUUAAGUGCAUGAGUGCCAAUGGCUCCUGUUGUCUUUUGUCAAUGCUCAACACGUUUGAUUCUGAUUUGUUCCUUGUCUUAUUCAUAUUUAUUAUUUUCUUGCAAAUUCAUGCUUCUUUUUUUUUUAAUCAUUGCCUUUUACUAUGUCGUUCAUCCUUGUCCCACUUUGAAACUGAUAAGGUACAUAUCACCAAAGUUAUCCUAUGCUUUUUGUAAAGGGUCGGCUUGGAUAUAUUGUCGGUGUAAAGAGCGGGAUGUUAACAUCCGACAGACAUGAAGUUUUGAAAUCACUGUAUUUAAAAGUGUCUGUGUGAUUAUAUAGGAUUUUCUUUUGUCAUUUUGUUACCAUUGAAUUACAUUAGUCAUUUUGGAUGAACAUCUUGCAUGAUUCAACAACCUUUCUAAAAGCUGUUGUAUAUACCCUUUGUGAAUAAUUUGUGAUUGUACAGUACUUUCCCUCUCUGUUACUGGAAACCACACAGUUGUGUUUGUCUGUCAAGGACUAAAUACACACGCACAUACACACACACAGCACACGGAUACACUUGCUUACAUACAUUUCUUGAAAUGGCUCAUAAUUAUUGUAAACCCAUCAAUAUAUACAUUCUCACUAGCCUUGCAUUGAACACCUGUGUGUUGGUGUACUGUUUCCAAAUUCUAAUUUUCCCAUGACAAGGCAUCAGCGAAAAAUAAUAUUUUAAACACCCUGCAAGCAAGAUAAAAAUUACAGUCAGUGUUUUUUUCUGUUUUUUUUCCCCCUCAUGCACGUCAGCUUUUGGCGGGCUGUCUUUUUUUAAUCUUUGUGAAAGACUGUUCAUACAAUUUGAAGUUCCAAAAUUCAUCCAGAAUCAUUUGUGUAAUAUUACUGAAGCCAAUAAUUUGUUGUUUUUAUUUAAAGUAAUAACGUGCAAAAAUGUCCCCUGGUUUAUUUUUGAUGCCUGACAAAAGCUUUUGAUAUCCACAAUUCAGCAAGUAUUGUUUGUAUUUCCAUGAUAUCAUGUUAUUUUAAAGAUUUAAAUUAUUACUUUUUAUCCAUUGUUUUGUAUUGUGAUAGUUAUAAUUUGGUCGACAUGAUUUUAUGCAGUAAAUUUAUGUCAGAUAUUGACGCAGACUACACGUUCCCCGUUUGAGGAAGGUUUGUUUUCAGUUUGAAAAAAAAACUAAUUAAGGCUGAGCAAGUCACCAACAUCUAACAAAGCUGAAGCAUUGGAUGUUCUAUUUGUUGUUUGUGUGUUUGUAAGAGACAAUGCACUGCCACAUUGGGAUAUUGUAUCGCCCCUACAUAGUGUGUUACAAAACCUGUUUGUUUAACCCUCCACAAACUCACGUUAAAAAAAAAAAGAAAAAAAAGGGUUGAUCUUCGAGGCUCCCUGCCCUGUCACAAACCGUACGGCUUGGUUGUAGACUCUGGAGCUUUUUUUGGGGGGGGGGGGGUGGUAUCAAAGGAAAAUGGCAUGAAAUGAAUAUUUUAAGAGGGAAUUGAAGACGAGUUGGGGUGGGGGCCUCCCUUCUGCUUCAGAUGCAAGAGAAGGAUGUGGCAGGGAUGUGGGGGGGAGGGGAGCGGGUUGUAAGGGACAUUUGUACAUAAUGUAAAUGACAAAUUAGAGACACGUUAACAGAAAUGUAUUCAUUUUCUCCAGGGGGAAUGUGCAUAGUGUAUUUAGAAUUUGUAAAGCUUGCAUCCUCCUGUCAAGACGUUGAAUUGAGAAAAUGAGUCCGUGUUCGAUACUGUCUGUGCAGACCCUUCUAACCACACCUGUUCAUUUAUGUAAGAUACUUUAUGUACUCCUCCACGCGAGGUUUCAAAUUAAAAAAAAGAGACACUUUUUUUUCCUUUGUGUAAUAUUAAACUUCUGUGUAUUUCUCUAUUACCUGUGUACUUUAUAAAGGUGCUAUAAAAUGAUAAAGAGCCUUUUGAGGUAUAAUUGGGACUUGGAGACGUGGAGCCAUGAGAUGCUCCUAAAGAUUGUUUCCAAAUUUACAGUUUGUACAAUUUUGUCAAAUUUACAGUUUUUACACAAUUUGGCAAAAUAUGCUAUAAAAGGUACAACCUGAAAUGAUUGGCACAACAGGUGGCAGUUGUCUCUUUGGUUUUGUACAUUCUGUGUACAAUCAUUUCAUAUUCUAAACUGGUCAGAAAAACAUUGUGAUUUUUAGUCUUGCAAAUCUGUAUGUAGUUAGAUGACGUGACAUCCUAAUAUUUAUCUAAUAAAUAUGUAUUCAGAUGAAA